Didymosphaeria variabile is the source of this 1299-nucleotide messenger RNA. RefSeq lists its product as uncharacterized. The record is from RefSeq and is a predicted model, not a curated record. The coding region runs from base 1 to 1299 and encodes 432 amino acids. NCBI's taxonomy places the organism in Eukaryota, Fungi, Ascomycota, Dothideomycetes, Pleosporales, Didymosphaeriaceae. The transcript has a single exon.
AUGAAGCCCGGAUCCCUGCCGCUCCGGGCACCCUCACGGCCGGUGUGCCAGCUGUGCGACUAUAUCCUGCAGCAGCCCGGAUCCCGUCGCUCCUUCCUCGCCGCGGCAUCAACGUUCAAAUCGCCUGCCCUGCGGCGACAGCCCGCGAAACAGCAUGCCAUCCUCCCCAGAGUACCCGUGCGGAGCGCUGCGACAGUCCGGGGGCCACAAAGACAGGCAUCAGGAAUAGAAAAUCACCAGCAAUGGGCAGAAAGAGUUGCAGUGUUGAAAACCAAGCUCGCCGAUGUGGAGCGGCAUAUCGCAUGGAUAAAAUCGUCCGACAAAGUCGAGCCAGAGUCGGCCACCUUAGAAGCGCUCGAGGGCUUGGAGAGUAUUGCGCGACAAGCAAUUGCGAUCCGAUCUGGGAAACCGCCACCUCCGAAGAUUGAAAUAAAGCAAAGCUCAGCCGGCGCGAUUCUCUCCAUGGGACGCGAAGAUGACGAUGCACCUGUUGCACCGCAGCCCACCUCAAGAGCACCUUCGCUCAAUGAACUGCCAUCACCCCAAUACAUAUCCCGUCUCGCCAUGGACCUGCUCAAACAUCCCAACGUCUUUAUCUCAUCAGAGGUUCUGGGUGCUUAUAUCCGCCUCCAACGACUGGUUGGCUGCCCGCGCGCGAUACCUGAGAUCCUCCAUUUGUACGCCAACAAGCCGGUCCCAGAACUUGGAUCAUCUCCGCCCAAAUUCUCAAAACCUUCGCCCAAGGCCGCAAAACAGGCUAUACCCGCGGCCCUGGCCGAACAGGCGCUCGGCGCCGCAAUUGAAGCGAAGGACAUGCCUCUCGCUCUCGACAUCGUAGAAGUCUCCUAUUGCGCGCCUGCAUGGCGGCGACACAGGAUGGUGACAAAGAUGGGGCUACCAGGCUUCAUUGCCUCUAUCACGCCUUUGGCGAUAUACAUGCUCGCUCAAGAAGCGUCGGUGUACAGUGGGUUUAUUGACCCAUGGACUUUCAAGGUGUAUGCUUUUGCAGGAAUUUCGACCUAUGUCCUUUGCACUGGAACACUAGGUUUCGUUGCUUUGACAACCCACAACGAUCACCAUACCAGAGUAGUCUGGAGACCCGGAACGCCGCUUCUGGACCGAUACCUGCGAGAGGACGAACGAGCCGCUCUAGAUCGGAUAACAUGCGCAUGGGGUUUCAAGGAAGAAUGGAGAAGAGGCGAUGAAGAAGGUGAAGAGUGGGAAGGCUUGCGGGAGUGGAUAGCGCUGCGCGGUAUGGUGCUCGACAAGCCUGAUUUGAUGCCUGGAAUGAACGCUUAG